This is a messenger RNA of Pantherophis guttatus, 817 nucleotides long. The record is from RefSeq and is a predicted model, not a curated record. Lineage: Eukaryota; Metazoa; Chordata; Lepidosauria; Squamata; Colubridae.
AUGGCUUUGCCAGCCAUCCAGAAUGAGGCCUGGGUCCAGAUGGUAGCAAGCCAGGUGGGUUUGGAAGAGUUUGCUGGGCCAGAAGUCCUCCCUGGUUUACUGAGGAAGCUGACCAUUUUUGCUUGCCUUGGCCGGUGUGUGUGUGUGUGUGUGGAACAUUUUGUCCAACCUGGAGGAACAACUCCUCCGAAAACCUACGGGGCGCUGGGGGACGCUAGAGAGGUGCGGCGUUCAGGGAGCGCUUGGCUGGAUCGAGUCCCCAACGCCCCGGGUCCCGAUUUGCACUGGCUGCAGAGAGGCGCCGGGUCUGCCCGGAGCGGCCGCGGGGGAGAAACCGGCGAGCAGCGGGGUCGCUCUGGGGCCGGAGGGGUGCCUAAGGCGGGAGAGCAACAGGCCGGGCCGGGCGUUUUGCCUUUCCGCGCUGCAGAAGAAGCUCCCUUUGGCUUCUCCGGGGAGCUCCCGGAGCAGCCCGACUCCGGGCGCCGGCUCCGCGCCGGCAGGAAAGAGCAAUCCCGCCCCCGGCUCCCCGAACGACCGCCGCGCGCUCCGUUUCCGCUUCCUCCGUUCGGAGGGGCUCGCGUGGGUCCCGUGUGGCGGGGCCAGGGCCGGCUCGCUCCCGGGGCUCGCGCGAGCCUGCCCGGGUGGCGCUUGGCCAGAGCCCAGGAGGACAAGCGGCGGCUUCAGCGCAGGCAACUGGGCCGGCCCCUCCCGCUACUCGGCGACCUCUGGGGGCCUCGCUGGGCCGCUCUGGCGCCCGCAAGAUGCUGCCGGCCCGCGCCCAGCGCCGCCUGGCCCUGAGAUGGACGCCUCCCGCCCG